AUGUUCUAAUAAUGCCUAGACAGACAACUACAUGUUUUCCCUGUCAGACAUGGUAUUGAAGACCAGCUGGAAAAAUGAAAACGAGGAAGACCAACAAGCUAUAUGUAAAGGCACAAUAGGUCCUUUUGGACUAUGCUUUCUCAGUGUCAGUACGUAUUUCCGAAAUAGGUGGCUCCGGCUUUGAGGGCCGGUCCCUAGAUUCAGAAUAAGAACGUAGGCCGGCCUGAUUCUCAGUAAGGUGAACGAAGAUCACUGCGAAAAGCGACGAUAGACAGAUGCGCUUUAACUGGUGAUGGAGCAUUCUCGCUUGUACAGGCCAGAUACCGAGCCGGGUGGCUGCAGCAUUGAGGACCUGUUAGUGUUACACCCGGUUACGUCCACAGUGAGUCUGUGUGAGGCACAGAAUUCUACACGACUUGUAAGUGUAGAAUUCUGUGGUGUGAGGUGAACAAGGCACAAAGCGGCGACAGAGAAAUGCGCUGAAAGGGGCUGGAGCUAGGCUUUCUGGAGCGUUCUCGCUGUGUAGAACCGACUAUAUAUGUAUAUUCCAGGCCUUGGCUGGGCUAUCUUUGGGAGUGAAUGAUGUUUUCGGCACAGGCCAGCGGCCAGGCUACUUUGUCACGUGACAUAAUCUUUUGAAAAAGAGGCGCGUCAAAAUGGCGUCCGAGGAGUCUGUGGCAAGUUCUGCUCAAGCAUUGGUCAGUCUCAAAGAAGGGUUGGGUUCACCACAGAGAAUUGGGCAUUACCCAAGCAGAAUCAGGAAAAAGAAUGCUAGGUUUUUCAAUGAUGAUGAAGAAACUGAUUACCAAGUGUCAAGGACUCCCAAAAGAAGAGCUGUUCAGCCUCCAGCACCUGCCCCAGUUAGACCAGCCCCAGUGUCUGCAGGGUUGGACAAAAGAGCUGCUCAAGCCACAGGGAUGCGACUGAGGAAUCUGCUCAAGUUGCCUAAAGCUCACAAAUGGGUGUGCUAUGAAUGGUUCUACUCCAACAUUGAUGCCCCACUGUUCCUUGGAGAAAAUGAUUUUUGCAUUUGUCUAAGAGAAUCAUUCCCCCAGCUCAAGUGUAAAAAGCUUAGGCGAGUGGAGUGGAACAAGAUACGCAGACUUAUGGGAAAACCAAGAAGAUGUUCUCCAGCGUUUUUAGCAGAAGAGAGAGCAGUGCUGGAGGAGAGAAGGGAAAAGAUAAGGCAGCUUCAGCAACGAAAAACUACAGAAUUUAAUUCCAUCAAAGAGCUUCCAAAUGAAAUUCCAUUGCACCUUGUCAUUGGCACAAAGGUCACAGCGAGAUUACGCAAGCCUCAAGACGGGUUGUUUACAGGCACAAUAGCUGCUCUGGAUACGGCUGAUAACUCCUACAGAGUGGACUUUGACCGCCCUGGGCUGGGAACACACUCAAUACCAGACUAUGAAGUUUUGAGUGAUGAACCCCCAGACAGCAUUUCCAUCUCAGCAUUUCAAGAGAAGCCCAAACGCCAGCCCAUCAAGCAAAUUAACACAGUGCCUAAAUUUGUCCCUGGAGUUGUGACGGGGUCAAAUGCAUCAUUUACUUCCGGUGGAGAUGUGUGUAUACGACCUUUCAAAUCUCUUGGUUUUGAAGGCAUGGAGACGCAUUCACCGUUUAAAGGGAAGCUAGUGAGUCUGGAAGGUGGAACAUAUGGAGGUUUCCCUAUCAAGUUUUUAGUUCUGGUGACAAGAUUGUCUAAAAUAUUGCAAGUUAAAAAAGAGUGGAUAAAGCAGCUUAGUGAUAUGAAUACAACUACAGAGAAAAAGAGAUCAUUUCAAGAGCCUAUUUCUCUAGCAUUCCAGAAAACUUAUGCUGGCAUCGUUGUGGAAUUAGAGAAAUUGAACAAGGAUCUGAAUGAAUAUCUCAAUGGUGUGCAGACAUAUUGUCAAGAUAUCUCCCCUGACCAGGGUGUGACCCCAGCAGAACCACCGUCCGAGAUCAAGAGGAAGUGUGACACUGAAGCAGAGGAGACGGUAGCAAGGAUAUGCAGGGGAAUGUUACAAAAUAGAAGAACGGCUAACAAUGAACGGGUGCUCAAGCUUGUGUCGGACUUGACCUCUAUAAUGCUUCAGAUCAGGACCUUUUCAGAAAACGAGAACAGUUCCUUUGAAUUCGGAUCUCUUCAGGACAGUCUGCAAGCAAUCAAAGGUGGUUUGGACGCUAACAACUUAAAUGUCUUUCAGAACAACGUGGAGAUUCACAUCAAUCACAUCCAGAGUGGCCUGAGUCAGAUGGGUAAUCUACAUGCGUUUGCCGCUUCUUCCAGCUCGACGGGGGUAUAGCCGAGAGACGUCACACUGGUUGUGGGGCACACCGACUUUUCUAUGAAAACAGAUUUACUGCCGACUGUGUCACAGGACGCUGUUACCUUGGCAAGAAAAUUUGCUGUGAUGGGCACAGACAUUCUCGGAGAUAGGUUCUCAACAAAAUGUGUGAAUGCGGUGCACCAACAUUCUCAGAGGUUUCUUUUCAGGAAAAUUCAUCGCAUCGCGCAUUGACCAUCUCAGAGGGACAUCAACAACGGGCUGUAGAGAGCUUCAGAAUCUCACAGUGUUGUUUGAGGCAAGGCAGUUGCGUUCAUCCCUUAGUAAGGAAAUUGAAUCACAUAAUGGAUCUUUGCCAGUGAGUCAGGAAAAGAGAUAAUGGUUCCAAUUUUAUAUGUAGGUCGCCAAUCUGUGCCGUACGUGAUAAAGUGGCGACACAUCCCACCAGCAGUCUGUCACAACCACAUGCCUGCUCUUCACAAUACUGCAUUUUGCAGACUGUCCAAAUGAGGCCGAAGUUGUGAGAAAAAUAUCAGUUGUAUUGCCUGGAAUGUCACUUUGAGAACGGGCAUAAUCUUUUUCUUUGGUCAUCUUAUAAAAGCAUAAUUACCUCCCUUGUCAUAAAUGUUCAUAUACAGAAUUUAAUAUGUACUCAAAGACUUGACUUGAGGAUUUUAGUUUCCUCGUCUGCUACAGUGGAAUCCUGUUAUAACGAGAGGGAGAGGAUCGGUGAAAAAUGUAUGUUAUAGCAGGAUUCUCGCUAUACGGGAUCCAGUUAUAAAUUCAAGGGAAACUGUAAAGUAGGCCUAAUCUAUGAG
Molecule: messenger RNA, 3085 nt
Organism: Aplysia californica (California sea hare)
Lineage: Eukaryota; Metazoa; Mollusca; Gastropoda; Aplysiida; Aplysiidae
Product: protein lin-9 homolog
Exons: 18
Coding region: 657-2285 (542 amino acids)
Biological process (GO): DNA-templated transcription; regulation of cell cycle; regulation of transcription by RNA polymerase II
Cellular component (GO): transcription repressor complex; nucleoplasm
Molecular function (GO): DNA binding
Source: RefSeq, a predicted model, not a curated record